Messenger RNA from Corythoichthys intestinalis (scribbled pipefish), 3200 nucleotides. RefSeq names its product transcription factor AP-2 alpha (gene tfap2a). Gene Ontology annotation, molecular function: DNA-binding transcription factor activity, RNA polymerase II-specific; RNA polymerase II transcription regulatory region sequence-specific DNA binding. NCBI's taxonomy places the organism in Eukaryota, Metazoa, Chordata, Actinopteri, Syngnathiformes, Syngnathidae. Gene Ontology annotation, biological process: regulation of transcription by RNA polymerase II; regulation of cell population proliferation; anatomical structure development. The coding region runs from base 707 to 1975 and encodes 422 amino acids. Gene Ontology annotation, cellular component: nucleus. The transcript is spliced from 7 exons. The record is from RefSeq and is a predicted model, not a curated record.
CUACCCUCUCGUUCUGAUUCGUCAGAGGAGAGUGAAUGUCCCUCUUUUUGUCUCUCUCUCUCUUUCUCUCCACUCCCUCCUUGCCCCCUUCUCUCUCGCUCUCUCUGAUUAGAUAUUCUGAUUCCUCCUUUCAAUGGACGUCAUUUAAGCGCAGACUUUGUGCCCCUGACUUGCGUCCUCCACUCCACGCAACACUUCCGACUAUUUUUUUUUUCCAAUUCCCGUUGGCGUUUCCCUAUACUCUUUUGUUAUUGUUUUUUGAAUUAUUAUUGAAGUGUUCCAACAUUGCCGGUGCGCCAUGUUAGGAGUCCAAGAGAGGGAAGAAACGGCUAAUAUGAGCUCAAGCGAGGGGACGACAGCAUUGUGAUAGCAGGGAAGAAAAGAGAAGACAACUUUUUUUUUUUUCAUUUUGGGGGGAGAUUCCGACCCUAAAUCCGUCAACACCCUUGAAUGUUUUUUUUUGUUUUUUAAUUAGAUCCAAAUGAAGGGCAAUGGGGAUCUAAUUUAUUAUUUCUAAUGGAUUAUCGCUCUCUUGUUCGUGCACGUAUUUGAUCUGCGAGGCCAUCGCGAUCUUUUACAAGGGAGGACUUUUUUUUUUCUUUCCUGGGGGGAAUUUUUUAUUGGUAAAUUCCCUUCCAUUCUGCAGCGAGAGAGACACCUUUUUUUCAAACUGUAGUAUAUAUUUUUUUAUGAAUCACAUCUUAAGAUGUUAGUGCACAGUUUUUCCGCUAUGGAUCGCCACGACGGCACCAGCAACGGGACGGCGAGGCUACCUCAGCUGGGCGGCGUGGGCCAGAGUCCGUACACGAGCGCGCCGCCGCUCUCCCACACGCCCAACUCAGACUUCCAGCCCCCGUACUUCCCCCCACCUUACCAGCCCAUUUACCCGCAGUCUCAGGACCCUUACUCGCACGUCAACGACCCUUACUCCCUAAACUCGUUGCACGCUCAGCCGCAACCGCAGCACCCGGGCUGGCCCGGCCAGAGGCAGGGUCAGGAAAGCGGCCUGCUGCACCAGCACCGAAGCCUGCCCCACCAACUGUGUCGGGACUACCGCAGGGAGGUGCUUCUACCGUCCGGCCACGGCAUUGACACGGGACUGUCGGACUCUAUCCCAAUCCAUGGAAUACCUCACUCUUUAGAAGAUGUCCAGCCUGUUGAGGAUCAAGGAAUUCACAUUCCCGACCAGACUGUAAUUAAAAAAGGUCCGGUGUCUUUAUCCAAGAACAACGUCUCGGGCAUCCCCAUCAACAAGGAUGGCCUCUUCGGCGGGGUGGUCAACCCGAACGAAGUGUUCUGCUCGGUUCCGGGUCGCCUGUCCCUACUCAGCUCCACGUCCAAGUACAAGGUGACGGUGGCCGAGGUGCAGCGACGCCUCUCGCCGCCCGAGUGCCUCAACGCCUCACUGCUGGGCGGCGUGCUCAGGAGGGCGAAGUCAAAGAACGGCGGCAGAUCCUUGCGGGAGAAGCUGGAUAAAAUCGGCUUGAAUCUACCUGCAGGCAGACGCAAGGCAGCUAACGUCACCUUGCUGACGUCACUAGUAGAAGGCGAAGCGGUGCAUCUUGCCAGGGAUUUUGGUUACGUGUGUGAGACCGAGUUCCCCGCCAAGGCAGUAGCUGAAUAUGUAAACCGUCAGCACUCCGACCCAAACGAACAAGUCCAAAGAAAAAACAUGCUACUGGCAACAAAGCAAGUGUGCAAGGAGUUUACGGACCUGUUGUCUCAGGACCGUUCGCCACUGGGGAACUCGCGGCCGCAGCCCAUCCUCGAACCGGGAAUCCAGAGCUGCUUGACCCACUUCAGCCUCAUCUCGCACGGCUUCGGCACGCCGGCCCUGUGCGCGGCCGUCACGGCACUGCAGAACUAUCUGACCGAAGCCAUCAAAGCCAUGGACAAAAUGUACCUCAACAACAACCCCAACAGUCAUUCAGAUAACGGCACUAAAGGCGACAAAGACGAAAAGCACAGAAAGUGAUCCCCCCCACUACCACCAUUAGGGGGCCAAAUCCCCCUUCCCCUCGGGGGCCUUUUUUUUGCCGCCCCGCCCCCACUUCUUCUCCCACACCCAUUCAAUAUAAAUAUUAUAAAUACUAUUGAUAAAGUCGUACCACUCGCUGACCUUGCGCCAUGUUUUUGUGGGGUUGACGCAUUUUUUGGAAUCGCUGGGAAAAAAACACUACAACACAAGAAUCUUCCCGCAGCUGUAUGAAACGUUAUUAUUGUUAUUAUAAAAAAAAGAAAGAAAAGAACAGCUCCCGGGUGUGGAAGAGGUGUGUUUGCCCACAAAAGAAGACGUCUGAUGUUCUUCCAUCACCUUUUUUCCCCUUCUAAAGAGCUGCAAGCAACGGACUGAAAUCCAGCGACCGAAUUUUGUGAGACAAAAAAAAAAAGGAAGAAGCCCAAAGAUGGACGAAUUCUUCUAUCAGUAUUGUGAAUAAUAACUUCACUGAGCUCCUUGUCAUCACUUCAAACUCUCUUCUCCUUCUCUCUCUCCGAGCGACCAACUUGAACUUUUUUUUUUUUUUUUUUUUGGAAUUUCAACACGAUUCGCGGUUAUAUAAGGGAAUCAGUGUUCAUGUAUGUAUAUAUUUAUUUAUGUGUAAUUUAAUGGGAAUUGUAAAUAUGGUGCGUCUGUUGAAACCUUUUUUUUUUAAUUUAUCUGGUGCCUCCUGUUUUAGUGGGUUUUAAUAUUCGGUUAGUUCUUCAUGUGAUUUAAUGGUUCUUAGAAAAAAACAAAACACGUUUGGGGUCAUUUUUUUGAAUUUUAUUUCUCUGGGAUAUUUCAAUUCAGCCCUCUUGUAGCAUGUUGAGGCGACAUUGAAGCAAGUGAACAAAUUGAAUAGAAAUAAACUUCCACUUUUCUCUAUAUCUCAUCCUAAUUUGAUCAUUUCACACCCUAAAAAAGAUUUUAAAAGAUUUUUUGUUGUUGUUUGCGUUUAUAUUUUUUGAAAUACAAGACUUACGUGUCGUGCCAAUUACAAAAAAACGCAUCAUGUCCUAUUUUCGAAGCUCCAUCAAAGCAAUAAAUGGAUUUUUGUUUUUCUUUUGAAGAUUGGGGUACACCUUGUCCUGUCCGAUCAUGUCCCAAUAAAUUGGAGGCGGUUGUUACUGUAUAGACACGUGCUGGCAAUAGGUCCCAAUGCCUGUCAAUGUAUUAUAUUCCUUUGUUGCCCAGAAAAAAAUAAAUAUUUGAUACGCUU